AUGACAGCGGUUGCAGAAACUUUCAUUAGUAUCGCUUGGGGCGUUCUGUCUAUAACUUCUUCUUUAUACCUCCUGUCCUACUUCAACUCCCCACUAAAAGACUUCCCGGGACCGAUCCCUGCUGGUCUCACAAACCUGUGGCGCUUCCUGGAUGUCUUCCAUGGCCGGCCUGACAAGACACAGCUGGAGCUGCAUAGGAAAUAUGGCAGUGCUGUGCGGAUUGGUCCAAAUGUCAUCAGUUUGUCGGAUCCCGGUCUGAUCAGUAAGGUGUAUACGACGAAGGGGGCGUGGAGGAAGAGUGAUUUCUAUACUGUCAAUGACGCCCGUGUUCACGGAAUGCGAGUGCCCAACGUCUUCUCCAGCACGGACGAGAAAUGGCACUCGAUGGUCCUACGCCCGAUUCGUCAGGCGUAUUCGAUGACGCAAGUCCUCGAUAUGGAGCCUCAAAUAGAAGUAACUAUUGAUCUUCUAUGUCAGAAGUUAGACGAGAGGUUUGUGAAACCAGGGAUUGCAUGCAACAUGGCGGACUAUUUGCUCUACGCUGCAUGGGAUGCUAUGGGCCAAGCAACCUUCUCAGGAACUCUUGGAAUGCUUGAAAAAGGAUACGAUCCUACCAAAAUCAUCCAGACUGCGAAGAAUACCAUCGACUAUUUCGCCUGCUUCAGCCAAAUGCCGAAUGUCGACAAUGUUCUAGGCAAGAACAAAAUAGUCGAGGCCAUCUCCCCUUCUGGCCUCGGCUGGGCAGUAAAGUAUAUCCAGGAUAUGUACAUAGAACGGAAGAAGGAGUCGCAAGCAACAGCAAGACCAGUUGACUUCAUGGACCGCGUCCUCCAAGCACAAAAGAAGUCCCCAGAGAUUGUCGACAAUGGAAUGGCAACCAUCUACCUUCUAUCCAAUGUGCUAGCAGGGAGCGACACUACAGCAACAGCUAUGUGCUCUGCUAUCUACUACAUCCUAAAGCACCCCUCCGUGCAUAGCAAGCUACGCGAGGAGCUGGACUCUGCCAAUCUACCCUUCCCCGUGAAAUGGAAAGACCUUCAGCACCUCACUUACUUCACAGCCGUCAUGCGUGAAGCAAAGCGUAUCCAUCCUGGAGUAGGGAUGCUCAUGGAGCGUGUCGUCCCAGCAGGCGGCUUGUGUCUCCCAGAUGGCCGUUUCGUACCUGAGGGUACCAUCGUGGGUAUGAACCCAUGGGUGAUCAAUCGAGAUGCGGACACAUUUGGGCCGGACGCGGACCAUUUUAUUCCUGAGCGAUGGUUGCAGUUGUCGGGCGAAACGGGCGAGGAGCAUCAGGUACGAGUUGCGAGGAUGCAGCGCGCUUUCUUGACUUUUGGGGCUGGUUCGAGGAGUUGUAUUGGGAGGAAUUUCAGUGAGAUGGAGAGCGAUAAGAUUGUGGCUACGCUCUUUGCAAAAUACGAGAUGGAGUUGGCUUAUCCGAAGGAUACUUGGAAUGUUACCAGUCUGUGGUUUGUUCGGCAGGAUAAUAUUGUUGUUAACUUGAAGGGUAGGGUAUAG
Aspergillus ruber CBS 135680 is the source of this 1515-nucleotide messenger RNA. RefSeq names its product cytochrome P450. NCBI's taxonomy places the organism in Eukaryota, Fungi, Ascomycota, Eurotiomycetes, Eurotiales, Aspergillaceae. The coding region runs from base 1 to 1515 and encodes 504 amino acids. Gene Ontology annotation, molecular function: heme binding; monooxygenase activity; oxidoreductase activity, acting on paired donors, with incorporation or reduction of molecular oxygen. The transcript is spliced from 5 exons. The record is from RefSeq and is a predicted model, not a curated record.